CUUGAUUGCAUUACCGCCACAUUUAUUUAAUUUUUUCGGCUAUUUAGCCUGGAUACUGCCAACGGGUAAAAUGAUACUGCGCGCGGUUAAUGAUGCUGCCUACGGUAUAGGGAAAAAAAUCCCCACGGCGGCGGGUACACAGAGGUUGAGACUAGGAUUAAAUAGGCCCUGGGUGACAAAUAAAAACAAAACAAGCUUCCGAGCUUUCAAACAAACAUGGCAGCCAGAGCUGCUGCUACUGCCACAGUUCGUGCUGUAAAACCAGGAAGAUUUAAACCGAGAAAGGCUGCAAUUACUUUGACAAGUGCAGCUGUUACCAAAGUGAAAGCAUUGUUGUCAGAAAGUCCAGAAUCUACGGCUUUAAGAAUAAGUGUACGUGAGAGAGGUUGUAAUGGUCUAUCUUACACCUUGAAUUAUGCUACAGAAAAACAAAAAUUCGACGAAAUAGUUCAACAAGAUGAUGUUCAGAUUCUUAUCGAUUCUAAAGCCCAAUUAUCAUUACUUGGUACUGAAAUGGACUUUACUGAAAGUAAAUUAACCAGCGAGUUUGUGUUCAAUAAUCCAAACAUUAAAGGGACUUGUGGAUGUGGUGAAAGCUUUCAUUUAUGAUGUUGAUACUUUGUGUUAUUUUGGCGCUUCAACAUUACAGAUUAUUGAUGUAUAUAUGGAGUGCAAUUUGUAUAUGAAUUUCUUUCAAACUGUAUAAUUUAAAAGAUGAUGUUGCUUUUUUAAUAAUGUAUUUUAAUUCGUAAGAA
Messenger RNA from Hydractinia symbiolongicarpus, 755 nucleotides. RefSeq names its product iron-sulfur cluster assembly 1 homolog, mitochondrial-like. Gene Ontology annotation, molecular function: 2 iron, 2 sulfur cluster binding. Bases 217 to 609 code for a protein of 130 amino acids. The record is from RefSeq and is a predicted model, not a curated record. The transcript has 4 exons. Gene Ontology annotation, biological process: iron-sulfur cluster assembly. Lineage: Eukaryota; Metazoa; Cnidaria; Hydrozoa; Anthoathecata; Hydractiniidae. Gene Ontology annotation, cellular component: cytoplasm; mitochondrion.